This is a messenger RNA of Neocloeon triangulifer, 2219 nucleotides long. RefSeq names its product 2-hydroxyacyl-CoA lyase 2-like. The transcript is spliced from 11 exons. Lineage: Eukaryota; Metazoa; Arthropoda; Insecta; Ephemeroptera; Baetidae. Gene Ontology annotation, molecular function: thiamine pyrophosphate binding; magnesium ion binding; acetolactate synthase activity. Gene Ontology annotation, cellular component: acetolactate synthase complex. Bases 174 to 2078 code for a protein of 634 amino acids. Gene Ontology annotation, biological process: L-valine biosynthetic process. The record is from RefSeq and is a predicted model, not a curated record.
UCCUCGGCAAAUUGGAUUCGAUUGAUGAAUUUUUUGGUCCACAGAAGAUAAAUACAUAAUAAGUGUAAAGGUUGAUGGAACCGAAGUGGUGAUAACGUCGGGAACUGUUGAUAAGAUAAUGCAGCUUACCCAUAUAAAUUAAGAUUCCGAUCACGACUUUGCCCUUUCUAAAAAUGGACUCGUCACCAAGCGUUGAAGAAGGUUCAAGCUCUGCAUCUUCCUGCUACAAUAAGAUAUUUUUUGCCUGCGGUUUUUUGGGAGUUUGUGCAGGACUAUUAGUCAGAAAACUGAACUUGGUCUACAUCUGGAAGCACAAGGUAGAUGCUACAUCAAAGAGAAAUGGAGGUGAACUUGUUGCUGAAGUUCUGAAAUCCCACGGGGUCAAGUUUUUAUUUACCCUUGCUGGUGGUCACAUUUCGCCAAUUUUAGUCGCAGCCGAAAAAUUGGGAUUACGAGUCGUGGACACUCGACAUGAGGUCAAUGCAGUGUUUGCUGCUGAUGCAGUCUCUAGACUUUCAAGGACUGUCGGAGUUGCCGCCGUGACUGCAGGCCCCGGAGUUACCAACACUGUGACUGCUGUAAAAAAUGCACAGCUAGCCGAAUCACCACUCCUAUUAAUUGGUGGCGCUGCUGCUGGGAUUUUGAAGGGAAGAGGCGCCCUUCAGGACAUAGAUCAGAUCAAUCUCUUCCAUUCCAUUUGCAAAUACAGUGCCACUGUCAAGACUGUCAGAGAUAUUGUGCCAACCUUGAGGAAAGCUCUGCAUGAAGCCCAAUCUGGCACUCCAGGGCCAGUUUUUGUUGAAUUCCCCCUCGAUGUUUUGUACCCCUACGACAUGGUCAAAAGGGAGCUUUUCAACGUUCCACCUCCAAAAUCUUUUGCCAGCAAAGUAAUCAAUUGGUACAUGAAUAAUUAUCUGAGCAAUCUAUUUUCGGGCGCUUGGGAGCCAGUAAAUACAACUCCGAUCGAAGUUCAACCUUUAGUUGCUGAUACUGCCACAAUGCAAAAAUGCGUUGAGGCCCUUUCGAAGAGCAAGAAACCAGUUUUUGUGAUUGGCAGUCAGGCCCUUUUGCCCCCCAACAGCGUCGAAAACCUGAAGAAGGCUCUCGAGACUCUGGGUGUUCCUUGUUACUUGAGCGGAAUGGCCCGAGGGUUGUUAGGAAGAAAGUCUGACAUCCAGAUGCGGCACCACAGAGGUGACGCCCUGAAAGAGGCUGACCUUAUCAUCUUGGCAGGUGCGGUUUGCGAUUUCCGUCUGUCUUACGGACGGUCAUUGAGCAAAUCUGCCACCAUCAUUGCUAUCAACAGGGACAAAGAUCAGCUCCACAAGAAUGCUGGAAUAUUUUGGAAACCAACCUUUGCCGUUCAAGCCGAUCCUUCCUUAUUCCUCUUCAAACUAGCAAUGUGCUUGUGCGACUACAAAUGUGAUGAUGCUUGGCUGUCCAAAUUGCGAGAGAGGGAUGCCAAGAAGGACGAAAAAAAUGAAAAAAUGUCCCUGGAGCCAACAACCAAGUACCUGAAUCCAAUGAAAAUCCUCUGCGACCUGGAUAAAUUUUUACCCGACGAUGCAAUUCUGGUGGCUGAUGGUGGUGAUUUUGUUGGCACUGCUGCUUAUAUUCUGAGGCCAAGAGGCCCACUUCAGUGGCUCGACCCUGGCGCAUUUGGAACUCUGGGUGUCGGAGGUGGAUUUGCUUUGGGUGCAAAGCUAUGCCGACCCGACGCCCCAGUCUGGAUUAUUUGGGGCGAUGGCUCUUCUGGCUACAGCAUUGCAGAGUUUGAUACCUUCCGUCGUCACAACGUCCCUGUCAUCGGACUUAUUGGAAACGACGCCUGCUGGACUCAAAUUGCAAGAGAGCAAGUGCCCAUGUUCGGCACCAGUGUUGCUUGCAAUUUGUCUCAUUGUGAUUAUCACAUCGUUGCUGAAGGCUAUGGUGGAAAAGGAAUAUUGUUGUCGGAUUCCACGAAGAGCAACACAGAGGUCUUUGAAGAGGCUACAAAAUUGAACAAAGAGGGUCACAGUGUUUUGAUCAAUGCUCUUAUUGGCACAACUAAGUUCAGAGAGGGCAGCAUUUCCAUUUAAAGGAACAGUUAGUCAUUCCCUUUGUUAUUAAUUAUUUCUAUUUUUACGUUAUGGGCAGUAUUUUGUAAUCUGAUCAUGGGCCAGUAUAUAAAUGCGCACAAUUUAAAAUAAUAAAAAUAUUUACAGAAUGUUAUAUCAAAA